Brassica napus (rape) is the source of this 1540-nucleotide messenger RNA. Its product is annotated as multiprotein-bridging factor 1b. Gene Ontology annotation, molecular function: DNA binding. Lineage: Eukaryota; Viridiplantae; Streptophyta; Magnoliopsida; Brassicales; Brassicaceae. Gene Ontology annotation, cellular component: nucleus. The transcript is spliced from 5 exons. Bases 263 to 622 code for a protein of 119 amino acids. The record is from RefSeq and is a predicted model, not a curated record.
UUAAGCCCAAAUUAUAAUUAAAAAAUUAAAAAAAAAAAUUGGGUAAGAGUUGGGUUCUUUGUAGCCCUACGGAGGAGGCGCCUCUUGCGACGAUUCUUCUUCUUUCUCUCCCUUUCCCACGGUGAAUUGUUUCUUCUCAGACCAAAUUCAGUCAAAAUCAGCCUUGAGAGAGAGAUCUAUUCUUGUUCUUCGCCUCUGUGGCCGUGCUUGCGUAGCCGGCGAAGCAAAGCUCCCAUCAUACCCCAUCGCCGAAGAAGAAGCCAUGGCAGGAGUAGGACCGAUGACUCAUGAUUGGGAGCCCGUGGUGAUCCGUAAGAAGACUCCCAACGCUGCCGCCAAGCGCGACGAGAAGACUGUCAACGCUGCUCGGAGAAGCGGCGCCGAAAUCGAAUCCGUCAGAAAACACAAUGCUGGAAUGAACAAGGCGGCUUCAAGUGGCACCUCUUUGAACACCAAGAGGCUUGAUGAUGACACUGAGAACUUAGCUCAUGAACGUGUGCCAAUUGAGUUGAAGAAAGCAAUCAUGCAAACCCGAGGGGAGAAGAAGCUCACCCAGUCCCAACUCGCUCAAAACGAAGAUAUUACGACGGUCACGCUUUUCUCUCUCCCCUUUUUUCUCUGAAACAAAACAAAACAAAUCUAGAUCUGAGAUUUCUUGGCAGUCGGCGGCGUUUGUUCCCUUUGCAGUCGGCCUCCCUUCCCACAAAUGCUCUCCUCCGACACUAUACUCUCGAUUCGAGAUGCAUGUGUCUGAAAGGUUGGGUCUUGGAUUCCGUUGGAGUCAUGGCGAGUUUCCGGUGAGUUGGUGUGCGGAGGGAGUCGGCCCGAGCUUAAACGACGGAACAGUCACAGAUGGGGUCUCUUGGUAGCGGCUUCUCCCUUCCUUCUCCGAGAUCCGGAUGGUCCCUGUCGCGGUGGACCUUAACGAAAGCUCCUCGGUCCUGGUGGUUCGUCGAGUCCAAAGACCGGAGGUCUCUGCUAGAGGGCGGCGGAGACGAGGUCUAGGGUCUGUUGGAGGCGGAGGUUUCUUGGCCGGUUUGAAUCUGGGGUGGAGCGUGACUGGAUAGGGUUUUGAAGAAGCGAGACGUCAACGAGAGGAGCAGAGGUUUUAGUUUUGAGGCUAGGUCUUCGGAUCCGGUGUUGUGGUCGCGGGGUUCCUCUGGGAGCGGUUCCGCCUUAAAAGCCUCCAAGGCGGCGGAUCUGUGGGUUGGUUUCGGACAUACCAGCCCCGGUGAGGCUUACGGCGAGGUCUGAUUUGGUUUGGCCGUUCAUGUCCGUCGGAGAAGGUGGUCUAGUACCUCCGGAACUUUCUUUCCCACCAUAUUCUUCUUCUCUGUAAUUCUGUAGCUUAAUUGCAAUGUUGUAAUGUCUCUUGUUUCUUCUUCUUCUUCCUUUAGAUAGUCGCAAUUUUCUACUGGACCGCCGAAUGUAACCUUUUCCGUUUUACCUUUUUGGGGUUAUAUUACUAUAUUAGGAUAAGACCCGCUCAAUGUUAUUAUUUUUAUUAUAUUUUAGAGAAUGAAACAAUAGUUUGGCUUCA